UGAGGAAUGAAGCCUCCGCCUUCGCGGGAGACCCCUUUAAAUUCGGGCGCGGGCCCGGGACUCGGCGCGUGGCGUUCGGCGGCCUGAAGGGGGAUCCAGCGGAGCUGCGCGCUGUGGAGGAAGGAGCAGGCCGGGAGCGUGCGGGAGUGGAGCGGCUGCAGCGCGGGGCGUGGACGCGGACGCGGUGCAACCAUGUUUGAAAUUAAGAAGAUCUGUUGCAUCGGUGCAGGCUAUGUCGGGGGGCCCACCUGCAGUGUCAUUGCUCAGAUGUGCCCUGAGAUCAAGGUGACGGUUGUGGAUGUCAAUGAGUUAAGAAUCAAUGCGUGGAACUCUCCUACCCUUCCUAUUUAUGAGCCAGGACUAAAAGAAGUAGUAGAAUCCUGUCGAGGGAAAAAUCUAUUUUUUUCUACCAAUAUUGACGAUGCUAUCAAAGAAGCUGAUCUGGUAUUUAUUUCCGUGAACACGCCGACCAAAACCUAUGGCAUGGGCAAAGGCCGGGCGGCCGACCUCAAGUACAUUGAAGCCUGUGCCAGACGCAUCGUGCUAAACUCCAACGGGUACAAAAUCGUGACCGAGAAAAGCACGGUUCCGGUUCGGGCAGCAGAAAGCAUCCGUCGCAUAUUCGAUGCGAACACAAAACCCAACCUGAAUCUGCAGGUGCUGUCCAACCCCGAGUUCUUGGCUGAGGGGACGGCCAUCACGGACCUGAAGAACCCGGACCGAGUGCUGAUCGGAGGGGACGAGACGCCAGAGGGCCAGAAGGCGGUGCGGGCCCUGUGCGCUGUGUACGAGCACUGGGUUCCCAAAGAAAAGAUCCUCACCACCAACACCUGGUCUUCAGAGCUGUCCAAACUGACAGCAAAUGCUUUUCUUGCCCAGAGAAUCAGCAGCAUUAACUCCAUAAGUGCCCUGUGUGAAGCAACCGGAGCGGAUGUGGAAGAGGUGGCUACGGCCAUUGGGAUGGACCAGAGGAUCGGAAAUAAGUUCCUGAAAGCCAGUGUUGGUUUUGGUGGAAGCUGCUUCCAAAAAGAUGUUCUGAAUUUGGUUUACCUCUGUGAGGCUCUGAAUUUGCCUGAAGUAGCUCGUUACUGGCAGCAGGUCAUAGACAUGAAUGACUACCAGAGGAGGAGGUUCGCGUCCCGAAUCAUUGACAGUCUGUUCAACACCGUCACUGACAAGAAGAUAGCUAUUCUGGGCUUCGCAUUCAAAAAGGAUACCGGCGACACGAGAGAAUCCUCCAGUAUCUACAUUAGCAAAUACCUGAUGGACGAAGGUGCCCACCUCCAUGUGUACGAUCCCAAAGUGCCCAGGGAACAAAUUGUUGUGGAUCUCUCUCACCCAGGGGUUUCACAGGAUGACCAAGUGUCCCGACUUGUAACCAUUUCCAAGGACCCCUAUGAAGCGUGUGAUGGGGCCCAUGCUGUUGUCAUUUGCACCGAGUGGGACAUGUUUAAGGAGCUGGAUUACGAACGCAUUCAUAAAAAGAUGCUCAAGCCAGCCUUUAUCUUCGACGGGCGCCGCGUCUUGGACGGACUCCACGGCGAGCUGCAAGCCAUUGGGUUCCAGAUUGAAACCAUUGGCAAAAAGAUAUCUUCAAAGAGAAUUCCAUAUGCUGCUUCCGGUGAGAUUCCGAAGUUCAGCCUUCAGGACCCUCCGAACAAGAAGCCCAAAGUGUAGACAGUGGGGGUUUUUAUUUAUGACCAUUGCUUGGGAGGCUGAGGCCACUUCACGAUAGCAGACAUCUGAUAUGAAAAUGGUGAAUGAGCCAAGUUGUUUUUAAGGAAACAAAAUUAUUUUUUUAAUAAUCAUGUUUAUACUAACUAUAUGGCUAUUAGCGUAGCGUAUCUGAUAGUUAUGAAUCUGGGAUAUUUUUACAUAUUUUUAUAUAAUUAGCUCAGUUAUGGGAUGAAUAGAAAAUAAUCAUGUUGGUUUUAAUCAUGUCAAUUUUUAUAAAAUAAAAAUUAAACUUAAAGGGCUGGGGAUUUAGCUCAGUGGCAUAAAUGCCUCCCUGGCAAGUACGGAGUCAUGAGUUUGAUCCCUAGUACCAGGAAAAAAAAAAGAAAAAACUUAAAAACACUUUUUACAAUUGUCUACAGGCAGCACUUUAAUGUCACAUUAUAAAGGGAAAGGUGUUUGGUUUUUUUUUAAAACCAGUUUAUUUGCUUGUUGUUAAGUAUAUAGUUUCAAGCCGUGAAAUUAUUUUGCUAACUGGGCUUUGUAAGUAUACUCUGGUUACAGUUCUUUGUUCUCUCAUUUUAAUGCAAUGUGCCAUUGAUUUUUUUAGCCCAAAAAGAUAAUCACUGUGCAUUUCCAACCACUCUACCUUGAUGAGUGCACCCUUUUGAAAAAAAUAUUUAGCUGUGUGUGAUGUGACACACCUGUAAUCCCAGCAAUUGGGAGGCUGAGGCAGGAGAAUCACUGUGAGUUCAAGCACAGCCUGGGUUUCAUAGCAAGACCCUGUCUCAAAAAAAAAAUUUAACACAGAGUCUGGCCUGGUUGCUAUUUCAUAGCUUUCCUUAUCAGUUAUUACUUUUCUAGUCUAGAGUCAAAAAUGUUUGCUACCUGUAUACUGCAUUUUUAUUUCUGUUGAUUGUAAUGUUUCCUUUAAGAAAACCAGUGUAUCUUCUACAUAAACUACAAGAUUUUACAAGUUAGAUAUGGCAUUAUUCUAAAGUAAAAAUUUCUGUCUGUA
Molecule: messenger RNA, 2692 nt
Organism: Cavia porcellus (domestic guinea pig)
Lineage: Eukaryota; Metazoa; Chordata; Mammalia; Rodentia; Caviidae
Gene: Ugdh
Product: UDP-glucose 6-dehydrogenase
Exons: 12
Coding region: 193-1677 (494 amino acids)
Biological process (GO): glycosaminoglycan biosynthetic process
Cellular component (GO): nucleus
Molecular function (GO): NAD binding; UDP-glucose 6-dehydrogenase activity
Source: RefSeq, a predicted model, not a curated record